Messenger RNA from Caenorhabditis bovis, 417 nucleotides. Lineage: Eukaryota; Metazoa; Nematoda; Chromadorea; Rhabditida; Rhabditidae. The record is from the annotation of a GenBank genome assembly.
AUGCGACGCGUCGUUGCCGACCAAUCGGCGGCGUUCCAAUCGGACCACUUCCUCGCGCGUCUCGCCAACUACACCGACGCGCGGUUCGCGUUGUUCGAGCACGCGCCGGCCGCCGAGCGUCGCCAACGAUUCCGCGCGCUCAUUCAACAACACAAACUGCCGCUGACGUUCAUUGAAACCGGCGUCAACGUCCCGCUGGUGCUCGAAACGCAUCAGGACGACGGAAUUGAGAUCGCUUUCCGAUCGGCGGCAUUCAUCUUCAACGGAGUCUGGGUGCGCGUUAUUGGAACGAUGAGCUUGAACUCGCUGGAAGGACCAGUGCGAUUCGAGAUGGACACCGGCGAGCACGGCGAUGAGGUCGCGUAUCUCACGGAGACCGAAUUGCAAAUUUUGCGCGAUCGCGGUCUUUCGGUGUAA